UAAACAGAGUAUCAAAAUGUCGUUGAACGGCAUGGACGAGAGUCACAUGUCCGAUAUGGGGGCAACAAGAGCUAACAAGUUUAAUGGAGUGCCGUGUGACGCAAGCCAGGAAACCUCUGUUCGCUGUGUUCCUCUCCGUGAACGCUACUACAAGUGCGCAUUGAACACGCACCUUGAUAAAGUACGGGACAGUUGUCAGUUCUGGUGGGAUGAUUAUAAGGAGUGUAUAUUCCAGAAGAAGAUCCAAAAGAAGAUGGAAGCCGUUGAAGAACUGAAAGAGGCUCGUUUAAAAGAGGUCGGUUUCAAACGACCGUUUUGGGGCGGGCACACUGCGCCCGUCUUUAUCACAACAUACACUAAAGCCUGGGAAGUAGGCCGACCUGUUCCCGCUGAGCACGAAAUUGGAGAAAAAGUCGAUCUUAGUUUGUAGUUUACCAGUUUAAACUUAAUAAUGAAGACAAUAUUAUAUGAGUGAAGAGAUUGAUCAAUCUUGUUUGGAAAGUUGGAAUAAUUUAUUAAAGGCUCUGCUAUUCUGUUGGCCUGAAUUGUCAUAACGGGUUUUUGGUAAGAACUUAGAAUCAAUACAGACACUUAAUUGGAAUAUAUAAAGAUUGCAUUUGUAUUAUGAUCGUAUCAAAGAUUUUGUAAAGUAAAUUUGAAACGAGAUGCAUACUCACUUGUUAGGUGCAUUUAAUA
This is a messenger RNA of Bolinopsis microptera, 696 nucleotides long. RefSeq lists its product as uncharacterized. Lineage: Eukaryota; Metazoa; Ctenophora; Tentaculata; Lobata; Bolinopsidae. The coding region runs from base 17 to 430 and encodes 137 amino acids. The transcript is spliced from 3 exons. The record is from RefSeq and is a predicted model, not a curated record.